AUGGAGCAAUGUCACAAACCAUCUGUCACAAAACAGCUGCCAAGGAAUAUGGAGCCAUGUCAAAAAACACUUGUCUAUGAGAAUGGAGCAAGAACACAAAACACCUGUCUAGGAGAACAGAGCAAUGCACAAAACAACUGUGUAGGAGAAGAGAGUAAUGUCGCAAAACACCUGUCUAGUAGAAGAGAGCAAAUUCAUGGCUAUUUCUCCAGUCGCGUCAUUUCUAACGUCGCAUUGAACAAGCCAACUACCCAAUCAUCGACCUUGACCGCUUCCUCGCUGGCUGUGGACGGAUUUGUCGACCCUCCAACAUGUAUGUCAACCUCAGGGACAGGGUAUCAGUGGUGGCAGGUUGAUCUUGGAGCAGUCUACACGAUAUUAAAUGUUUCCAUUCAAAUCAAUAUUGAUGAACUCGGAGGAUUGAGAAACACUACUUUAGAAUUUUCCAAAACUAACACGUCUGAUGUAAGAGGUCAUCUUCUUGAUGCCAGUCUAUGCUACAACGUCGUCAGAACACCAGCUCCCGUUGAUAAUAGUAUCAUCGUACCAUGCCAACAUGACACAAUCGGUCGUUACCUGAGAAUUUCAAAGAUAAUUGAAACCCAGAAAGACGCUUUGACCUUCUGUGAGGUGGUUGUUGAAGUAUCCAGGAACAAAUGUAAUUUGGCUGAUAUAGCAUUAAAUAAGCCAGCAACCCAGUCGUCGGUGAGGUCUGAAGGCGUCGCAGGAAGGGCUGUGGACGGCAAUCUUAAUCCACACUACAGUGGAUGUACACAUACACACGACACGGACAAUAACCCGUGGUGGCAGGUAGACCUUGGAGGUGUCUACAGUAUCGAUCAUGUCUCCGUUCAGAAUAGAUUAUUCAGAGGUUACCGGCUCAAAGAUUUCAUUGUAGAAAUAUCAGAAAGCGAGGCCGAUGGGCCAGAUGGUCAUCGUAGAAACAGCAAACUGUGCUACAAUUACACUGAAGAUCAUGUACCUUCUGCCGAACUAAGGACUCUGGCUUGCCCAACUGACACUGUCGGCCGCUACCUGAGGAUCACAAAGUCAUCCAGUCUUUUAACCUUAUGCGAAGUCAUCGUAGAAGUAUAUGGUUACUUCUCCAGUCGCGUCAUUUCUAACGUCGCAUUGAACAAGCCGACUACCCAAUCAUCGACCAUCGGCGAUUCCUCUCUGGCUGUAGACGGAUUUGUAGAUCCUCCAACCUGCAUGUCUACCUCAGGGACUGGCUUUCAGUGGUGGCAGGUUGACCUCGGAUCAGUCUACACGAUAACAAACAUUUCCAUUCAAAUCAAUAUUGAUGAGCCCGGGGGAUUGAGAAAUGUUACCGUAGAGUUGUCCCAAACGAACACGUCUGACAUGAGUGGUCAUCUACUUGGUGCAAGUCUGUGCUACAACCUCGUUGAGCCACAAGCUCCCGGGGAUCGCAUUAUUACUCUACCAUGCCCACAUGACACAAUCGGCCGCUACCUUAGAAUGUCCAGAUUGGUUGAAAACCCCGACGACGCUCUGACCUUCUGUGAGGUGGUUGUUGAAGUAUCCAGGGAUGAAUGCAAUUUGGCUGACAUAGCAUUAAACAAGCCAACAACUCAGUCAUCUUUGCGAGCAGGAGGGGUCGCAGGACAGGCCGUGGACGGGAAUCUUAAUCCAGCCUACGACGCUAGCUCAUGUACACACACAGACGCCUCCGACAAUAAACCGUGGUGGCAGGUAGACCUUGGAGAUGUCUACAGUAUCAACCAUGUAUCCAUUCAGAAUAGAUUACACCAUGGUGACCGGCUAAAAGAAUUUAUUGUUGAGAUAUCGGAGAUUAACGCCAUUGCACCUGAUGGUCAUUUUAAAAACAGCAAGCUGUGCUACAAUUACACUGAGGCUCACGUACCUGACGCUGAACUGAGGACUCUGUCUUGCCCAACUGACACUGUCGGUCGCUACCUCAGGAUCACAAAGUCAUUCAGUCGUUUAACCCUAUGCGAAGUCAUUGUCGAAGGAAAACCGGUUUCUUGUCUCGACGUAAGCUGUCCAAAGAUUCCAACGAUCAGACAACAUGACAACCAAUCUCUGAAAGAGAUUGUAAUGGCUUUGAAAAAACUGAUGUCUGGAACUGGAAGUAGGUGCAACUUCAGGAGGAAAUGGAUCGAUGGAGGAUGUGUUAAUGGUGACACCAUCGAUGAUAAGACUCCGCAAGCGAGAAAGCAUUGCAUUGCCACAGCGACAAUUGAUACACUGCCACCAUGA
This is a messenger RNA of Pecten maximus, 2241 nucleotides long. RefSeq lists its product as uncharacterized. The record is from RefSeq and is a predicted model, not a curated record. The transcript is spliced from 11 exons. NCBI's taxonomy places the organism in Eukaryota, Metazoa, Mollusca, Bivalvia, Pectinida, Pectinidae. The coding region runs from base 1 to 2241 and encodes 746 amino acids.